Asparagus officinalis (garden asparagus) is the source of this 1632-nucleotide messenger RNA. RefSeq names its product AP2-like ethylene-responsive transcription factor PLT1. The transcript has 8 exons. The coding region runs from base 1 to 1449 and encodes 482 amino acids. NCBI's taxonomy places the organism in Eukaryota, Viridiplantae, Streptophyta, Magnoliopsida, Asparagales, Asparagaceae. Gene Ontology annotation, molecular function: DNA binding; DNA-binding transcription factor activity. Gene Ontology annotation, biological process: regulation of DNA-templated transcription. The record is from RefSeq and is a predicted model, not a curated record.
AUGAUCAACGACUGGCUGUUCGGAACCAGCCGGGCCAAAUCAGCAAGACUGUUCAGCAGAAUGGGGAUUUGGCGGGAACCAGCAGUGCUCUGGUGGCUGGCUGCUGGAAACCCUCAGAGCCUGUCGCUUUCGAUGAGACCCGGUCGCAGUCGAGCUCGCCGCUGCCGCUUGUGGCAGUGGCUGAGGGGAUGGAGUGGCGGCAGAGGGCGGGAAGGGGAUUGGCGGGGGCUUGAUGCGCAGACAGGAGCGAUUGAGGCAGUGCCGAGGAAAUCCAUUGAUACCUUUGGUCAAAGGACUUCGAUUUAUCGAGGGGUGACGAGGCAUAGAUGGACAGGGAGGUAUGAGGCUCAUCUAUGGGAUAAUAGUUGCAGAAGAGAAGGGCAAACUAGAAAGGGUAGACAAGUUUAUUUAGGUGGUUAUGAUAAAGAAGACAAGGCUGCUAGGGCUUAUGAUUUGGCUGCUCUUAAGUAUUGGGGUACUACUACAACUACCAAUUUCCCAAUAAGCAACUAUGAGAAAGAAUUGGAGGAGAUGAAACACAUGACUAGGCAGGAGUAUGUGGCAUCGCUUCGAAGAAAGAGCAGUGGAUUUUCUCGAGGAGCCUCUAUAUAUCGAGGAGUAACAAGACAUCAUCAGCAUGGAAGGUGGCAAGCAAGAAUAGGCAGAGUUGCAGGAAACAAGGAUCUCUACUUGGGAACAUUCAGCACCCAAGAGGAAGCAGCCGAGGCCUACGACAUUGCAGCCAUAAAAUUCCGCGGUCUGAAUGCCGUCACAAACUUCGACAUGAGCCGCUACGAUGUCAACAGCAUCCUUGAGAGCAGCACCCUUCCCAUCGGUGGCGCAGCCAAGCGUCUCAAGGAUGCCUCCUCCUCUGGCCACACCACUGACACACUGACAAAUGGUCGAAACACGGAUAUCAAUGCCCACAUUGCCACCUCCCAACUCACCACCGUCGAUGGAAUAAACAGCUAUAAUUGGCCCACGAUCGCCUUCCAACAAGCGCAAGCCCAACCUUACCAUUAUUCAAACUACGGCCAAGCCCAAGCUUGGUGCAAACAAGAACAAGACCUUCAACAGCUUCAUCUGAACAACAAUACACAUAACUUCUUCCAACCAUACAAUUUGAUGAGUACUAUGGAUUCUUCGUCGAUGGAGCAUAGUACUGGUUCGAACUCCGUUAUGUACAACGGGAGUUACAAUGGCGGGUAUGUGAUGCCGAUAAGUACAAUGGUGGUUGAUCAAAGUAAUGGGAAUCAAGGAAGUAGUAGUUUUGGUGGGGAAAGUGAGAAUAUAUUGGGAGUUAGCGACCCUUACAGUGGUGGUAGAAGUGUUUACUAUCCAACAGGUGUUGUUAAGGAUAACGGGAAUUAUGAUCAAAAUGGUUGGAUGGCAAGAAGUAGUAGUAACAAUGUUGGAGCUCCUCUCUUCACAGUGUGGAAUGAUGCUUAGGGUUUAGGGUUUUAUGAGAGAGGAGGAAGCAGGAGGGAUGGUGGUAAUAGAGAAGGAUAUAUAUAGCUUAGCUCCUGAUUUUGAUUCCUUUGUAGUUUAAAGAAGUGAAUUAGGUGUUUUUUUCUCCUUUUGUUUUCUUUGUAUCCUGUUAUUGAUUACUGAAUUCUAACAUAUCGGAGUUCA